CAUAAGUCAGAGGUGCCAGCUCCCUGUCAUCUUUGACUCACACAUCAAAAAGGAGGAUGCCCAAACCGGAGGGACUGGAAGACUGCACGCAAGUUGUCCGGUACCCUGUGGUUGAGGAGCCAAUCCCAGGCUGCAGCUAAGAGGUAAGCCAUAGCCAUAUUACGUGGACUUUGAAAAGCAGAGAUGAGUAAGACCCUCUUGAUUCUGUGGCUGGGAGGAGUCAUCAGAAGAUUUUUGUGGAUGGAAAUCACAAGGUAUAUAUAAAGUAAGCUGCAUCCCCACGGGCUCAGUCCUAGAGCACCAGCUGGUGAGCAAUGCACAGAGCAGACCUGUAACCAGCUUACAUCAUCUUUAUCAUGAAGGUAGCCGCAGUGCCAGUACUUCUGACCCUGGCUCUUUGCUUCAUCCAAGAUGCUGCCAGUGAGGAAGAAAAUCAGGAAACCUGCAGUGCAUAUCGGGUAUUGAUGAAACACGGGAAGUUGUUCUGUCCCCAGGAUGAAAAACUUCUGAAGAGCCCUGAUGGAAUCAGGUUCCUCAACAGAUGUGCCACAUGCAAAGUGAUACUGGAACAAGAAGCAGAAACCCAGAAAAGGGCCAGGCGCUUAGCAAGAGUCACCGGGGCCGCUGCCCCAGCGAAGUUGAAUUGCAAUGAUGUCAGGACAGGAGAAGGAGAUGGGAACUUUGCCUGUCCCCUUGGUAAUGUGGCUGUUUGUGGCACAGAUGGGAAAACAUACAGCAGCAGAUGUGCCCUGUGCGCUGAGAACCUUAAAACCACAUCUCAAAUUGGCAUACAGAACGAAGGGGAAUGUGAAACCAGCAAUCCAGAGCAGGAUAUUUGUAGCGCUUUCCGGCCUUAUGUGAGGGAUGGCAGACUUGGAUGCACCCGGGAAAACGAUCCAGUCCUCGGUCCUGACGGAAAGACGCACGGCAACAAGUGCGCCAUGUGUGCGGAGCUGUUCUUAAAGGAAGCUGAAGAAAACAGCAAGCUACACGAUGAAACCAGAAUUCGACGAAGUGCUGAAGAGGAUCUCUGCAAGGAAUAUAAGAACCAAGUGAGGAAUGGAAGACUUUUUUGCACACGGGAGAGCGACCCCGUCCGUGGCCCCGAUGGCAGAAUGCAUGGCAACAAAUGUGCCAUGUGCGCCGAAAUUUUAAAACGGCGUUUUUCAGAUGAAAACCUGAGGAAAGCUGAAGAAAAAGUUAAAGUUAAAAGAGAAAUUGAGAAACUCUGCAGUGAAUUUCAGGGCCGUGCAAAGAAUGGAAUGCUCUUCUGUACCAGAGAAAAUGACCCUGUUCGUGGUCCGGAUGGGAAAAUGCACGGCAACUUGUGCUCCAUGUGUCAAGCCUUCUACCAAGCAGAAGCACAAGAAAAGAAAAAUGCAGAAGCAAGAAAUAAGAGACAACCUGGAAAAGCACCUUCAUUUGCAGAGCUGUGCAGUGAAUACCGCCAAUUUGUGAGGAAUGGCAGGCUCCCUUGCACCAGGGAGAACGACCCCAUCCAGGGCCCAGAUGGGAGAGUGCAUGGCAACACCUGCUCCAUGUGCGAGGCCUUCUUCCAAGCAGAAGAAGAAGAAAGGAAAAAGAAGGAAGCUGAAUUGAGAAAUAAAAGGCAAUCUGAGAACACAGCUUCCUUUGAGGAGCUGUGCAGUGAAUACCGUAAGUAUGUGAGGAACGGCCGACUUCCCUGCACCAGGGAGAACGACCCCAUCCAGGGCCCAGAUGGGAGAGUGCACGGCAACACCUGCGCCAUGUGCGAGGUCUUCUUUAAACAAGAAGAAAAAGCAAGAGCAAAGGCUAAAAGGGAAGCUGCAAAGGAACUCUGCAGUGAGUUUCGGAACCAGGUGAGGAACGGGAUGCUCAUAUGCACCCGGGAGAAUGACCCCGUCCGCGGCCCGGAUGGCAGAAUGCACGGGAACAAGUGUGCCAUGUGCGCAAGUCUGUUCAAACUUGAAGAAGAAGAGAAGAAACAUGAUAGCACGGAAGGAAAGGAGAAAGGUGCCUCUGAGAAAGUGAAGAGAGAAGCAGUACAGGAGCUGUGCAGUGAAUACCGUAAUUAUAUGAGGAACGGCCGACUUCCCUGCACCAGGGAGAACGACCCCAUCGAGGGCCUAGAUGGGAAAAUGCACGGCAACACCUGCUCCAUGUGUGAGGCCUUCUUCCAGCAAGAAGCAAAAGAAAAAGAAGAAGCUGAAUCCAGAACAAAAGUGAGGAGAGAAACUAAAAAGGAUAUGUGCAGUGAAUUUCGGAGCCUUUUGCAAAAUGGAAAUCUUUUCUGCACACGAGAAAACGAUCCCGUGCGUGGUCCGGAUGGCAAGACCCAUGGCAACAAGUGUGCCAUGUGUAAAGCCGUCUUCCAGGAAGAAGAUGAAGAAAGAAAGAGAAAAGAACAGGAAAGUCAAAGAAAUGCCAAAGAGCAUGGUCCCAACGGUGGUGGUGGAGGAGGGAAAGCUCAGGACCAAUGUGCUGAGUUUCGGGAAAAUAUGAAAAACGGGAAACUCAGCUGUACGCGGGAGAGCGAUCCUGUUCGUGACGCUAAUGGCAAAAUGUACAACAAUAAGUGUUCCAUGUGUAAAGCGAUACUGGAAAGAGAAGCAAGUGGAACAAACAACUACUCUGGCUACAGAGCAAAUGAUACUGAAUCAGCAUCAGGGAAGGACACGUGUGAUGAGUUUAGAAGCCAAAUGAAAGAUGGAAAACUUAUCUGCACCCGAGAAAAUGACCCUGUCCGUGGUCCCGAUGGCAAGACCCAUGGCAAUAAGUGUGAUAUGUGUAAGGAAAAACUGGAAAAGGAAGCAGCUGAAAAAAAUAAGAAAGAGGAGAAUGGCAGGCAAAACACAGGAGAAAGGAGCAAUGAAAACCAGGAUCAGUGCCAUGAAUUCCGGACCAUGGUGAGAGACGGGAUGCUCCCCUGCACCAUGGAAAACAACCCAGUGAGAGGCCCAGACGGCAAGAUGCACGUCAACAAGUGUGCCAUGUGUCAGAGCAUCUUUGAGCGAGAAGCUAGUGAUAGAAAAAGGAAUGAAGAAAAAUCACACAACAAGCCUUCAAGUGAUACAAAGGACCAGUGCAAAGAGGUUCCGAAAGGAACGGAGAAUGGAAAUGUUGGGCAGUCUGGGCAUUCCUUGGCCUCUGUUGACCAGAUAAGCGAAGAUGAGUGCGGUAACUUUCGGCAGAACCUGAGGAAUGACGAGCUCAUAUGCACUCGAGAGAAUGACCCUGUGCGUGGUGCUGAUGGAAAGUUAUAUAAAAACAAGUGUUACAUGUGCAGAACUAUCUUUCAAAAAGAAGCUUUGGAAAGGGCAAGACUCCAAGAAAAGCCAUCUCAACCUCGAUCUUCUGAAGAAGAAGACAGUCUGAAUGCUGAGAUGUGCCAACACUACCGAGUACUGCCCAGGAUGGGUUACCUCUGCCCAAAGAAUUUACAGCCUGUGUGCGGUGACGAUGGCCAGACAUACAACAAUCCGUGCAUGCUCUGUCAUGAAAACCUAAUACGCCAGACUAACACGCGCAUACGCAGCCAGGGGCGGUGCGAGGAGAGCGGCAUCCCAGAAACGCCGCUCAGCGCGCAAGCGUCUGUAAGUACCUUGGAGCCCCUGAUGGCCGCUUUAGAACCAAUUGGUGGGAAUAAUUCCGUAAUUACUGAAAUAUCCAGAACACACUGUCCCCUCAUCUCACAAACACACCUGGCCACAUUAGUCACAGAACAGGAAGAGGUCAUCACCAAGUGCGAUACACCUUUGCCUCAAGCCAUCGCCACCCUUUUCAUAACUGACCACAGCAGCCUUACAGAUGACCUUCCUGCUUCAGUCUUGGCCCUUUCAUUCCGCUCUCCACUCUGA
This is a messenger RNA of Pteronotus mesoamericanus, 3839 nucleotides long. It is a transcript of the gene SPINK5, whose product is annotated as serine peptidase inhibitor Kazal type 5. Gene Ontology annotation, molecular function: protein binding. The record is from RefSeq and is a predicted model, not a curated record. Bases 357 to 3839 code for a protein of 1160 amino acids. The transcript is spliced from 37 exons. NCBI's taxonomy places the organism in Eukaryota, Metazoa, Chordata, Mammalia, Chiroptera, Mormoopidae.